Molecule: messenger RNA, 568 nt
Organism: Mangifera indica (mango)
Lineage: Eukaryota; Viridiplantae; Streptophyta; Magnoliopsida; Sapindales; Anacardiaceae
Exons: 1
Coding region: 164-373 (69 amino acids)
Source: RefSeq, a predicted model, not a curated record
AUAAUUUCUCGUGUUUGCAAAAACUAUUAUUCCCAAACUAUCACUUUCAGUUUUACUCUUUAACUCGUUUUCACUUAAUCGGGUGUUCCUUCAUUUUCUAGCGUUUCAGUAAAGCUAGCGGCCUGUCACCUCAUUUCUUUAAUCGUUUCUUCAUCUUUUAACCAUGGCUGACUGGGGCCCUGUUAUUAUCGGUGUGGUGCUCUUUGUUUUGCUGCAACCGGGGCUUUUGUUUCAGUUACCGGGACACAGCCGCCCGUUGGAGUUUGGCAGCAUGAAGACCAAUGGCAAAGCUAUUGCUGUUCACACUCUUAUCUUCUUUGCGCUCUAUGCCAUCCUCAUCUUGGCCGUUCACGUUCAUAUCUACACCGGAUGAACCGGCUACCGGGUUUCUGGGUAUGAGUCUUGGUUCCUUUUCGUUUGUAGUUGUGUUAGCUUCUAUAUAACAGAUCUGAAUGUGGGAUGUCGAUUUUGGGUUUUGUUUGUAUUAUUUCAAUUGGGUUAGACCAAAGCCUGGUGUAUGAGCUUAAGAAAGAAUAUUGAAGUAAAAAAUGACAGAUUUGGAGAUUAA